This is a messenger RNA of Saccoglossus kowalevskii, 2730 nucleotides long. Its product is annotated as glutamate receptor ionotropic, kainate 2. Gene Ontology annotation, cellular component: membrane. The record is from RefSeq and is a predicted model, not a curated record. Gene Ontology annotation, biological process: monoatomic ion transport. Gene Ontology annotation, molecular function: signaling receptor activity; ligand-gated monoatomic ion channel activity. NCBI's taxonomy places the organism in Eukaryota, Metazoa, Hemichordata, Enteropneusta, Harrimaniidae.
AUGGCGAUUGAUGAUCAAAGAAUGUGUCGGCAACUUGAUAUGGGCGUGGCAGCAGUAUUCGGACCUCCCACUUCUAAAUCAGCCACAGCAGUACAAUCGGUGCUCAAGGAGCUGGAGGUCCCCCACGUUGAAGCCAAUUGGGACCACCGAAGACUUCACGAUCGUUUCUCAAUCAAUUUAUAUCCAGCCCCUAGUUUGAUAUCAAGGGCGAUCGCCGACGCCGUUGGGCAUUAUAAAUGGAAAAAAAUUGCAGUUUUAUACGAAAAUGAGGAAAGCUUGGUGAGGCUGCAGGAUGUUAUCAAGCUAUCGUCGCAGCUUCAUAUUACCAUCAGUGUACGACAAUUAGUCCCGCCAAAUUUUAAAUCUGUGCUAAAAGAGAUCAAAAACAGAGGUCUUAGUCACGUGAUCGUUGACUGUGAGUUUGUGCACGUUAUAGAAGUCCUUGAACAGGCCUUAGAAGUUCAAAUGUUGACUCAUAACUUUCAUUACUUCUUUACAAGUCCGGAUUUCCAUCUCUUAGACGUCGAAAGGUACAGCGAGGGAGGGGUGAAUUUAACUUCGUUCCGGAUGAUAAACGAGGAUGACCCAAAGGUGCAGACAUUACUUAGAGAAUGGAGAAUAAGACAGAGGGAAGAAGACGUUCCGCUACAGAGACGUAACAUGACGACUGAGGUGGCGCUAAUCUAUGACGCCGUUGAUGUUUUCACCCAAGCUUUGGAGUCUUUGGAUAUUGGUCAAUCACUGACAGUACGUGAACUGUCAUGUCAGAAACCUACUACAUGGCAUUAUGGACUCAGUCUGUUCAACCAUCUUAGCUACGUAAACAACUGGCAAGGUAUUACCGGCAGAAUACAAUUCGACGAAAACGGUUUGCGAACUUAUGUCAAGAUGGACUUGAUGGAGCUUGUCGGUUCUCGUUUACAAAAGGUGGGAUUCUGGGAACCCGCCACGGGUACGAACUAUACAAUGAAAUCUGGCCGUACGGACGACAACUCAACAGAAUCAUUGAAAAACAAAACAUUUAUUGUGACUACAAUAUUGGAAAAUCCUUACGUUAUGAGAAAGAAAGCAGAAAAUGGAAAAGUACUGGUGGGGAACGACCAAUAUGAAGGCUUUUGUGUAGAUCUGCUCGAGGAGAUUAGUCAAAUACUGGGGUUCAAAUAUAAAAUCGAAUUGGUGCCAGACGGCAAAUAUGGCGCUCCCGAGGAGGACGGUCAGUGGAAUGGAAUGGUAGGACAACUAAUAGCAAGGAAAGCAGAUCUCGCGGUGGCUCCAUUAACUAUCAGCUACAUCAGAGAAAAAGUCAUCGAUUUUGCCAAACCCUACAUGAAUACCGGUAUUUCUAUCCUGUAUCGCGUGCCUGAAAGCAAGAAUCCUGGAGUGUUCUCAUUUCUAAGUCCUCUGGAUUUCGAUAUAUGGUUGUACAUGCUCUUAGCAUACCUCGGUGUCAGCGUAUCUCUUUUCAUCCUAGCUAGGUUCAGUCCAUACGAAUGGUAUAACCCACAUCCAUGUAACCCAGAGUACGAUAUGGUGGAGAAUCAGUUUAAUCUCAUGAACAGUCUCUGGUAUAGUUUCGGUGGAUUGAUGCAGCAGGGUUCAGAGGUCGCCCCGCGUGCGCUGUCUACACGAGUUGUCAGUGGGAUGUGGUGGUUCUUCUCACUCAUCAUCAUUUCUUCAUACACUGCUAACUUGGCUGCUUUCUUAACUGUCGAGAGAAUGGUGUCACCCAUCAAGGACGUUGACGACCUGGCUUCACAAACUAAAAUUGAAUACGGGACGUUGUCGUCUGGAUCUACUACAACGUUUUUCAAGAAUUCUAAUAUUGAAAUCUACCAGAGGAUGUGGUCGUUUAUGAGUUCCAGACAGCCAAGUGUCUUCGUGAGCACCACGGAGGCUGGAAUUGAACGAGUUCUCAACUCUAAGAACUACGCGUUUCUAAUGGAAGUGACCUUCAACGAAUACGUGACUGCACGAAACUGUAAUCUCACGCAAAUAGGGGGUCUCCUCGACUCAAAGUUUUACGGAAUCGGCACUCCACUUGGUGCUUCGUACCGGGACGACAUUACCAUAGCAAUACUGCAAUUACAAGAGGGCGGUGCGUUACAAGAGAUGAAGAAAAAAUGGUGGUACUCCGAGGGGUCAUGUGAACGGAAGGACAAGAAGCAAGAGGCCAACGCCCUUGGAUUUGGGAAUAUAGGCGGGAUUUUUUUCGUACUCAUAGGUGGCAUCGUUUUAGGAGUUAUAUGCGCAUUUGGAGAGUUUAUAUGGAAAUCGAAACAGAACGCAGCACUAGAUAGAAAAUCUUUAUGUGCAGAAAUGGGACAGGAACUAUCGUUCGCUAUUCGAUGCCAGUCAAAGAAACCUCUACCCAAAGAUUUAGAAGAGAAAUACAUAGAAAUGGCGCAAAUCGGGCCACCACAAAGGCACAACCCUACUUCACCAAACCUGAAGAACGGCAGCACAAUCACCAUGCGAGAAAACGUGGCGUAGCCAGGAAAAUGCAGUUUAUUGACCGAGCAAAUAAUAAACAAUAUAUAACUAACCAACAUAUUGGGAAUUGACGUUUCCCGAAUAUCUCGUCUUCCAUAAGAGCACAAAUUCAGAUCCAACAAGUGAAAAAAACAAACAUUUUUCAAGUGGCGGGAUUUUAGUGGACAUCAUCGAAUGACUGACAUUUCGGUAAACCGACAUAAAUGCAAACUAUAAAUAAACAUUCAAUAUGUUCUCUGC